AUGUCCUCCACUCUUGUGGCCGUGUACGAGCAGGCAUGUAGCGAUGCCACCGUGCUGCCCAACUCAGCGCUGACCCGUUGCUUCGCUGUCGCCGAACAAGCUACGCCGCUGCAGGUGUUGUCCCUUAACACGAACCUUAUUGGGCCGCGUGGACUCGUAGCGCUCUUACCUGUGCUACGCGAGUGUCGGCACACCUUGCACACUAUCGACCUCAGCCACAACCGCCUCGACAACGCCUCCAUUCGACAGCUGGUGCUGUGCUUCUCAUGCAGCGGCUUUUCCGCACUGCGCCGACUCGAGCUGCGGGGCAACCUGGUCACCUAUCAGGGUGGCAAGUGCCUUGUCCACUGGUGUGAGGGGCUGCACACGGUGAGGCAAGCACACCGCACGCGGCAGGCCGGCGGUGGUGAGGUGGACGACAGAAACGCUGAUUAUCUCGCGUCGGCCGCGCCAUCUGGCGCGCUAACGUCGCCGCCUUGCUGCACCGAGUACUGGUGUGAUGCGGCCGAUGUCCACAUCGACUACAUCGGCGUCGAAGACACCGCCAUGCCGGAGAUGUUGCAGAGGGCUCUCCGUCAGCGAAUCACUGCCGCCAUAGCGCGUCGUGAGGCGCGUCGGCUAAGGCACAGCCCGCAGCGACGCCGUCUCAGUUGCGUUUUGGCGCGCGAGUCGGGCCCCGUGGCAGACACAUUCGGCGCGGCCGACUCUCCAAGACAGUCCUCGGCGGAUGCCGAGAGUGUCAAGGCGCCUGUCCCUGCUAGCCCCCCGAUCGUGGGUGCGGCACACCCCUUCUCGCGGAGCCCGGCCGACUUUUUCAUGGAUGGCAAUGAGGAUCCGCCAUACAGCGACGGCAUGAAGGUCGACGCCGCCGUCGGUGCCGCAGCAGUCGCCGUCACAGAGGCUCGUGCGACAAGCGUUCCUUGCUUUCUCCAGGAUGAUAUCGACAUGGACGCCCUUCACAAACCCGCCCACGACUACGUUAGCGCCGAGGACACCGUUUCAGGUGGAGCGGAGGAGUUGGAGGACGUCAUGGACGGCAGCGGUCAUCGCAGCGACAACAGCCCCGCUGCCGGGGUCGCCGUCCCGCUCUUGGGUGCCGGAGGGUAUACAGAUCAGCGGUCAUUGGCACCGCACCGGCGAUCGGGCUCCGUGGCAGACACGUUGCCCUUCCCAAACCACUCCCUGAAAGAGGGUAGCGGGACCGAUGCGCGGUGCGCGGUGUCGUGCCUGCAUCCGGCAUCGCCGCCGCCGAUGUCCCCUACUUCUUCGGACGGCUGCACUUUGUACACCGCCAAGCCUUCAGCAGCAGAGCAGCAGCAAGAGGAAGUGGAACAAUACCCUCCUCCUCCGCUAAAGACUGCCUCGAACAUCUUGGAUGGGUUGGGGAUGAAGGCUGUCACCGAAACAGCUGGCGGUGGCGGUGGUAUGGAAGAGGAUGCCGAUGCAGUGCCUAUGUGGCUCAUGGAACUGUAG
Leishmania mexicana MHOM/GT/2001/U1103 is the source of this 1473-nucleotide messenger RNA. RefSeq lists its product as hypothetical. The transcript has a single exon. The record is from RefSeq and is a predicted model, not a curated record. The coding region runs from base 1 to 1473 and encodes 490 amino acids. Lineage: Eukaryota; Euglenozoa; Kinetoplastea; Trypanosomatida; Trypanosomatidae.